This is a messenger RNA of Olea europaea var. sylvestris, 655 nucleotides long. RefSeq names its product EG45-like domain containing protein. The coding region runs from base 64 to 483 and encodes 139 amino acids. The transcript is spliced from 3 exons. The record is from RefSeq and is a predicted model, not a curated record. NCBI's taxonomy places the organism in Eukaryota, Viridiplantae, Streptophyta, Magnoliopsida, Lamiales, Oleaceae.
AUAAUUUAUAUAUGUUGUUAAAACAUUGUAGAUAAACGAUUUUUCCUCCAUUGAAUUUAUAGGAUGUUAAAUCCUCUCAUCAUACGGACGUUCUUCUUCUUCUUCUUCGUUUGCAUCUGCGAUAUCUCCCAUGCUGACGUGGGGACCGCCAGCGUCUACAAUCCCCCUUAUACACCCACCACGUGUUAUGGCAGUGAUGCAUCACAAUUCCCGUCGAGCAACCUGUUCGCGGCCGCCGGAGAGGGGAUAUGGGACAAUGGCGCUUCCUGUGGACGUCAGUACUUGGUGAGAUGUAUCAGCGCCGCCGUGCCGAACACUUGCAUUCCAGGACAGACAAUUCAAGUAAAGAUAGUUGACCGGGCUCAAACUUCGGUUUCUCGGCCAAGCAGGGAAGGAGUCACCAUAGUACUAUCAAAUACAGCGUUUGGUACAAUUGGAAAUCCGCCUGCAACUUCCAUGAACAUAGAAAUUCAACAGGUUUGAGGUGGAUAUGAAAGUUCAUGAAGAAGCCGGCUUGAUUAGCUUCUAGAGAAUGAUUGUCAUAAUAUUGACUAGCAAAUUAUUAAUUUGAGUACUCAAUUCUCCCCCCAGUCUUUGUCCUCCUCUAUUUGCAGUAAAUUUUCUUUAAAUUUUAUCUUUACAGUUUUUUACAUUA